GUGGGGCGGGGUCCUGCUGUGCUGUCGUCGCGCUUGGGCCCUCCGGGCUGCGCCGCUCCCCAGUGCCCUGGGCUUGCUAUGCUGGUGUGAGUCCUAGGCCGCCUCCACGGGGACCUCUGCGCACGCAUGGACCUGCCCGCGCCCGGCGGGAAGCGGCCAGGCUGGAGGUGGCCGGGGCGGCGGGGCAGGGCCGAGGCAGCGGGCCCCUGAGCGCGCGUCCUGCAGGCCCGGUCGGAGCACCAUGAUGCCCGGCGAGACGCACCCGGCGGCGCCGGGGCCAGCCGACCUCGCGCGGUGUCAGGGCUGCGCCUCCCUGCAGCAGAACUUAAAUGAAUAUGUUGAAGCAUUAAUUGCCUUGAAGCAAAAAAUUAUUAAUACAGACAACCUGCUGACAGAAUACCAGAAGAAAUGCGAUGAGCUGCAGUUUGCAAGAAGAGAGAACAGCAUGCUGCAUCACCAAGUGGAACAGAUGCUUCAGAAAAUCUCCCCUCUACAGAAAUGCCAAGAGGAGCUGGGGUCCUUGAAAGCAGAGCUGGAGGAGAAAAAGAGUUGUCUGAAGCUGUAUCAAGACACUCACCAGGAAUACGCCCGUGUGAAAGAAGAAUGCUUGCGUAGUGAUGCCCAGAAGAAGAAACUAGAAGCUAAGGUGAAGAAGCUGGAAGAGGCUGCUAUCAAGCAAACUCAGGACUUCAAGCAAUUGAGAAAUGAAAAGAAAAUACUUGAAAAGGAAUUUAAGAAGACACAGGAAAGGUUUGAAGAAUUUUCCAAACAGAAAAACGAGAAGGAGUUGAGACACAUUGGAACACAGAUCUCAAGUGACUCUCAUGGAAGUAUAGACAAAAGGAAGGUAAAAGUUCUCCUGAAAGAGCUGUGGCUCUGUGUGAACACUGCUCACAGGCUGUCCGGGGAGGGCGGCAGGCGCAUCCCAGGAAAACCUGACAAGGGAAGCUGCGUGCCCAGAGCCUCUGGGGAAGAUGAGCUGCUCCCAGUGCAAGGCAGUCCUGCCAGGACGGCAGACAUGCGUUCUUUCCUCACCAAGUUGUCCAUGGAGAUGGAGGGUGACUUCACAUCCUCUGACAGCGCAGAUGAGCAGCCCGGCAGAGCAAGCCUUAGCACAGAGCCUGCCCGUCAUGAGGAAAGCCAGCCCAAAGUCUCCUCGCAAAGGCCUGGCGAUGGCAAUGGUGAUGGGACCAACAUCUAUGACCAUGAGCACUUCUUUGAUGAUGACCUUCAAGCUGCCAUCGACUUCUUCAAGCUCCCCCCUCCUCUUCUGUCCCCGGUGCCCUCUCCCCCUCCGACAACAUCGCCACACCUGGGCUCUUUAUCAUCCUCCAUGGCUCCUGAAUCCUGCUUUGGAGAGUUGACGGACUCCAGCGACAGUGACUCUGCCCCACUUAGAAACUUUGUGGAAUCGGCUUCAGAAAGUUACACAGCAGAGGCUCGGGGUUACUUUGACUUGCUUGAAAAACUUAGAAGGAGUGAUAUCUGCCUGGAAAAAUCCAGGUCACAGGGAUUUUCCCACACUGUAAACAGGCUGGCACCUGUUGGAUUUGAUAGCAGAAGAGUAACACCGGGAGAACCCUCCUCCACAUCUUCUCUAGCUCGGGCAAGGCACUGGAUAGCAUCACCUGAAUUUGUGAAGGAUAGGGGAGAUGUCGUAGACAAGGCAGAAGGAAAGGUAGCUGCCCAGGAGAUGGAUAAACCUGUACGAGUCAGGAAAGGGCUGCUGAAGCGUAACAGGAGACUGUGGAGGGAGAGGGCAUCCAGAAGCUCAGCCCGAAAGAAGGAAGCCAGAGCCAGGAAGUCAGAGGCUCGUUAUUCUCCUUUUGGCAAGAGGACAUUCAGUGAACUCAUGGAAUCUGAAGGGAAAACCCUGUCAUCAAAAGCGUUGUGCUCACCCCACUCAGAAUUUACCAAAUGGACACUCACUGGUGAAUUUCCUUCCAAGUCACACCGUGUGGUGCAUUCUGGCCAUUUUCAGAGAAAGGAGAAAGAUGUGCAGGCGUCUACUUUGGGGCCGGGUGUUUGUGCAGCGGCAGCCAGUCUUCCUUCCCCUUCUACCUCUGUGCCAGAGUCUCUGUGCAGUAACCCCAAGGCUUCUCGGCUAGGGUUUAUCAAUGCAGGGGCUCCAGCAGAUGGGAACUGCACGAACCUGCAUCGUUCAGAACAAAAGUCACCAACUAGAACUUUUAACACGUUCCUUCAGUGGUCUGAGCCAGCAGCAUGCUUUCCAAAAGGAAAUGACCCAGAAAACAGCUCGUCUGCUUUGAAUUCCAAGUCAAAAUUAGGAGCAUCUACAUUUAGCGAUUGGAGGAGCAGAGGCCCGGAGCCUUUAAACAUUUUUAAAAGUACCAUGCAGGCACACCCACUUCCUCAGUCAGUAUUUCAGAAGCCAGCCACAAGUGGGCAGUGUGGUGUCCGAGGUUCAGGCACUGCGUUCACCCUGCCUAAGUCAGAUUGGACUUCAUUAGCGCAUUCUCAAGCUAGCUCUACGAGGAAGAGCCCUGCUUCUGCUGACAGUACCUCGUGGCACCGUAGUCAUAUACUGAGGAGAGGUGGUGAGGGCAGUCCCAGAGCUACCUCCGAACAUCAGCAGAAGACGAGUGUUCAGUCCGAGAAGGCAACACCAGCCUCACAGAACAGCAGGUUGACAGCCGUGCCUGGACCUCCUCCAGAAAGUACUGUCCCUUUGGAAUUCAACACAGCUGCUGCUUUGCUCCCAAACCAAGUGUCAGUCAUAACAAAGCAGGCAAGACCUGAGCGGAUGCAGAGUGGCAGCCUGGAACACUGGCAGCCACGUGGGGCCACUUCGAGCCCUUCUGCAGACAGUAGUGAGGAGGCAGGUCCUACGCUAUCUGUAUCGGAGUCUACUGGAGAUGGGGAUCCCACAGCACAGGGCAGUGACGGGGUACCUGAGGAGGAAAGCCUUUCUCCAGGAGUUUCUGUGUCUUGGCGAAAAUCAAGUUGCGAUUCCCCAAGUGGCUCUGUGCCAGCAGAGAAUUUUGGUUCUACAGAUAAGUUACCCUUUUCACCUGGCCACAGCCUCAUCCAGAACCAGUGCGUUGUAAAUGAAGCCCUGCUACAGAAACCCAGGAGGUCUCCCCAUACCACACAGUCAGGUGCCCGUAGGCUGGAGGCUGGGAAGCUACUUCUGUCUGAGGUGCCAUCCAGAGACUGUCCUACUGGACAGAUGCCCAGUGGAGCUCAUCCCCAGGCAAACACUGAGACCCCUGUAGCUGCGAGAGGUUCUGGUAGUGCUUCACGAAAUGCCAGCCCACCUCCCACAGUGCCCACCAGGGCGCUCCUCAGAACCCGUGUCCCCGCCGGUACUGUCUGUUCUUCAGUUCUUGGCAGUGCAGAUGGGGAGAAGCAGAGUACCUCCCGAAGUAGUCUUCCUGGGGCUUCCUACUGCUACACAGGCAUCAGAGAGCAGAGGGAGGAUACUGAGGUAGAGGAUGAGGCCUUUAGCUGCAGUGAGGGAGAGCAUGAGACUGAAGCUUCCAUGGGACACAGACAGCAGGGUGCAGCAGGAGACUCACGGAGACUUUUGGGAGACCCGGAGGCUGGGCUGCGUGGGCUUGGACAUGCCUUGGAUGUAGGCGAUCUGGCCUCAGCCUUGCAAGGAUGUAACUUAAGCACUUUUCUUUACAUAGAUAAGCUCUCUACAUCAGAGGUCGUUAUGUUUCUUGAAAGUUGUCAGUUAAGGGAUUAUACUUCCAGGGCCUCUGUUUCAGAAUGUUCUAGCAAAGAAACUGUUAAUGAAGAAAUGAGAAAAGAUUUCAGGCAAAGUGAAAUCUUCAGAAAGAACCGCGGGAAAAGGUUCCAUGAAGAAGAAACACCCAGAGCCUCGGAAGAGUGGGUCGAGUCAGAGGGAGAUGACUUCCAUGUCAGAAAUUCAAGCCAGCGUGCUUGCCAUCCUCUGGAAAUGCCAUCUGAUAUUCUCACUGGAACCAGGGAAGAACUGGUUGCAAACCCUGGGGUCUGCAAUGAGAAGGAGGCUGAUGUGUUGCUCUUAAACACGCAUCACAGCCAGGUAGCUGACGAGCUGAUAGAAAGCACCCUGCCCGCGGUAGCAUCCAGCUCCAUGCCCCACACUGCAGAAUUGCCCCAUCCAGCCACUGUGGGUGCUGCAGGCAGCUCUCCACUGAGUGUCAUGUCUGACCCGGAGCAUAUUCAGAGCAGAUCUGAGGAUGAGACCAGUUAUGGGGGCUGCCCCAGCACUGGCCGGGAGGGCCUGGCAGAUCCUGCGGAGCUUUUGGCCUUGAGCUCUGACUGGACUGCUCCACCAAGGCUAGAGCAGAGCUCUGAGUGUGUGACAGAGACAGCAUUUCGCUAUCAGAUCUCCGCAGUGACCUCAGAAGUCAUAAGCGUACUGAUAAAUAAGGACCAAGACGUGGUGAUUGAAAAGGGGGACAACUGGACUAUCAUCAGUGGUGUCGCCAUCUCUCCCGGCAUGGAACAAGUAGUUCUUUGUGAAACUCUUGAUGCUUUCUCUUCUCGGGAUCUGGGAGGCCCAGACAGUGGCUCUGUGGGCAAGUCCCCUGAAGCCAGUCCUGCUGGCCCUCUACCUCAAGAGCCUCCAUGUGGCGCCCAGGAGGAUGCUUCCAGCAGUGAUCAGAGUGCCAACUUUGAUAAGAGUCGUCUUCGGAACAGACCUGUGAAGCCUAGCAUCUGGAUUCGCUCUCAGAUGUAUGACCAGACACUUGAGACCGAGAAAGUUGUGUCUGAUCACACAUAUUGUAACUGGAAAUUAGAGCCACUUGGUAAGAAUAAGACUCGAUCAAAGAUUUCCAACAAAGAUCAAUCAGGCAAACUGGCAAAGACUCCAGGACUGGACACAGGGGAAGCGCAUCUGGACGAAGUCCCUCAGCCAGUGCCAGGGGAAAGAGCAAAUACGAAUAUGCCAAGAAGCCAAGCUCCGUCCACCAUGGUGGGUGCAGAUGUGUCCACCCCUUCCAACUGUUCCCCUGAUACUCUGAAUAAGAUCCGGCAAGAAGUGGGGCCUCCAUUGCCUCCUUUGCUCGCCCCGCUGAUAGCCACACCCCCGAGGACGUCACAGCCACUGACUCCUCUGAUAACACGUUCCAGUCCGUCCUCACUGGCCUCACCUGCCGGCCGUGUUUCCCCGCUGCUGUGCGACAUUUCUGGGCCUCCCGUGUUGUCUCCGUGGCCGGAGGAACACCAGCAGGCCUCCGCACUGGACCCUUCUCCGUCCCCAUCUACGGCGGCAGCCACUGGAAGGAUAAUGUCCUCUCCUCUGCAGUUCUGUGCCGCUACACCAAAGCAUGCACUUCCCGUGCCCGGCCGGCUCCCAUCCUGUGCACCUGGCCAUGCUGCUGUGAGUGGGCAACAGGAAAAUUCCGUUAAAAUCCUUGACACCAUGUACCCAGAGCUAUCUGCCAGGGCCCGGACCCUCAGCCUCCUCAAAGGGAACAUGCAGCUGUCCCGAGGCUCCUCUGUGGAUGGGAAGGUGUUGCCUGGGCGUGUCAGUGCACUCAUAGGACUCAAAGCUAUCACCUCAACAUCAACUGCUUUUGUCCUAACUGGGGGCACCUCUGGUGGUGACGGCAGCCAAGGUAAGUCACAAGACUUGAGUGCACAGCAGGAUGCAGGUGGGAAAAGAACACUGGCAGCCUCCAUACUGAGGAGUGCUAAGAGACUGCGCCUCGACAGUGAGUCCCCAGAGCCAGACACCAACCAGGUCGCUGCAGAAGGAGUCCCCGGGGACGCCCCAGGAGGAACCUCACCAGUCGAAGUUGUCGCAGCUGAGGAAGAACAAGCUGCUGCCCUGGUCUGCAGCCCAGCAUCUCAACUGCAUGUGAACCCACGAGAGAUGGCAGAGUCGUACAACAUAGCCAUAGCUCGUGCUCUGAGGAAGAUUGCCGAGUCCUCCUUUGACCUGCUCCCUGUCAUUCGCAGUCAUGUGUAUGUGGGAAAUAUCUCCAAAAAGCCUGUCAUGAGAGAUCAAGAGAAGGAAGUUGUUUAUGAAUUUAGCACAACAAACAAGCAUUUAGGAGAAUACUUACUUCGCUCUAUUCUCUCAGAGCUAAAGGUUCAGAAGACAUCUCUAGACCACAGUUACAUUCAUGCACUUUGCAGAGUAUAUGUGGGCAUUUGUCGGCAACUUGGAGACUUGGAAAGAGCUCGCUUGUUCUGCUACAGCCUUCUGAAAGAAGAUUUUCCAGAAUCUGAGAAGUUGACCCUAUUCAUUGCCAACAUGUGGCGUGAAGUGUUUCUCUCCCAGUCAGCCAUUAGUGAAGCAAUGCAGCUCGUUGCCAGGCAGCGUGCCAGAGGGGAGGUUCUGAACUGCCUGAGAGCAUUCCUCAGCUGGGAAAAGAACGCUCCUAUAGAUGUCGGAAUCGUGGUUUCUAAGCUGCUUUUGACCAUACAGCUGUGCCCCAAAACAGAAUUUCAGGCGAGUGAAGAGUUUGGUGAAGACCUCAGUGCAAACAUUUGGGAAUACAUCUUUGCCAUUGAUCUCCUCUGCUGCCACCAGAGAUGGAUUUGGACACACGAUAACAUCAUAAGUAAGGAGCUGUGGCCUGUAAUGGAUAAGUGGAUCAAAUACAGGAAAGGCCAUUCGAACAUAGCGUACACUCCAGAUGUUAUUGUCGCCUCUGUGCUGAGACUGAUCGGUCGAUUAGGCCAGUUGGGAUUGAAGGAAGGGUUUCCAACUGCUGUAAAGAAUAUCAGCUCGGUUAUUGGUAUGUUCAUACAGCAUGCUCAGGAUGAAGAUAUCCCAUGGGGUGUACAGCUUGCAGCUGUCUAUGCCCUUUGUGACUUGAGUCCUAGCAAUCCAAUAGAGAUAUCCAAGAUUCUGGAAGCUUGGCGGACACAGACUUCCAACACUAUUCCAUCAGCAAUCGUCAACUGCCUGGAAGAGGUUGGCUCCUUGAGUGCUGAGGGCUCAGCUGGUUCCACGAGCACAGGAGAGUGUGCACCCUGAGAGCUGGGGGCUCAGCUCCCUGAGAUGGGAAGGUCACCCGAAGGUUAUGGUCAUGGUCACUGUGCAGAGAAGUGUCUUGUCACCUUUUGUUGUAAAGGAUUAACCUGCCUUCAGUUAACUGAGGUCCAACAGAGAAAAGCAUAAAGCAGGUGACAGUACAAGGCUCACAUUUGGACUGUGUACAGAUGGCCAGUCUGAGGCAGCGGCAGAGUUCUGUGUGCUCUGUGCACAGGGGACAGCUCUAUAAGCUCUGUGUACAGGGACAUCUUGGUAACCUCUGUGCACAGGGACAGCUCUAUAAGCUCUGUGUACAGGGACAGCUCCACGGGCUCUCUGCAUAGGGACAGCUCUCUGGGCUCUGUGUACAGGGACAGCUCUGUGGGCUCCGUGUACAGGGACAGCUCUACUACAGGCUCCGUGUACAGGGACAGCUCUGAAGGCUCUGUGUACAGGGACAGUAAUAUAGAGUCUAUGUACAGGGACAGCUCUGUGGGCUCUGCAUGGGGACAGCCCUGUGGGGGUAUGUGCAUACAGACAGUGCUAUCUAUGAUGUGUCUCACAUUGGAUGAUAUUCCUUUCGGAAUUUUUGUAUUUGUAUAUAGAAAUGGGUUUAAUAACUCACUGUGAUUCCGAUUUGUCUUAUAUCCAUCAUUUCUUAAACUCUUGUAUGUGUUUUUAUAAUAAAAAUAAAA
Phodopus roborovskii (desert hamster) is the source of this 7638-nucleotide messenger RNA. RefSeq names its product interactor of little elongation complex ELL subunit 1 (gene Ice1). Bases 242 to 6946 code for a protein of 2234 amino acids. The record is from RefSeq and is a predicted model, not a curated record. NCBI's taxonomy places the organism in Eukaryota, Metazoa, Chordata, Mammalia, Rodentia, Cricetidae. The transcript is spliced from 19 exons.